Molecule: messenger RNA, 2271 nt
Organism: Paramecium octaurelia
Lineage: Eukaryota; Ciliophora; Oligohymenophorea; Peniculida; Parameciidae
Source: the annotation of a GenBank genome assembly
GGUAUAAUGCAUAAAUGCAUAAGUAAAUCCAAUGUUGUACAAAUGGGGAACAUACAAGCCCUAACUAAUUCACGCCAUCACUGAAAGAAAUAUGCAAACCUUCAAUCCGCUUACCAUCACCUUCUAUUACUUCAUGAACAACAAUAUAAGAUGGGAGAAAUCAAUCAAAUACAAAAUCAAUGAAAGAAGCAAUGACGAACCCACCUAUUACCAAUAUCUCUAUCAUGAUGGUGAAAGAUAUGCCAUCCACGAAACCAUAGAUGGAGAAUAUAAAGUAAGAUUCACAAAUGAAUUCUAUAAGUAAAUUGCUUCUGUAUAACUAGAGUCAAUCCUGAGAAAAUAGAAGAUUGGGUUACCACUGUUGUUAAUAACGAUGCCUUGGUCGGAGAUGAUGAAUACAUCAGUCUAGUGUACUCUAUUGCAAUCGAGAAGUUGAAUCAAGAAAAAACUGAUCUCAGAAAAUUACAAGUUGAAGAGGAAGGAGAUUCUCUCAAAGUACUUUUCAUCUCAAAUUCUAGAUUACUAUUACAACAGCCCAACAAGUAAAUUAUAUUUAUGUGGCCUUGGAAUCCAAUGGCAAACAAGUCAAUCUAAAUCAAAAUGACAACUUCGGGUAUUCUUUGCAAUUUCAGAAUCCUACCUUAAAUUACAAUUUGAGAACUCUCCUAUAUGGUGAAUUGAGAAAAACCAAAGAAGACAUCCCUUUCAAAUUCAAUAAAACUGUUGAUUAAGAAUAAGGCAAUAUCGUCUUCGUUUAGUACGUAGCUAAAAGAAAUGAAUUGUUUAAAUUUUAACUAAGAUACAUGCAACGAGAGAUAUCAGUAUCAAGUGACUACUUUUUUGAUGCUAGAAUAUUAAAGAAAUUGGACAACAUGAAUUUCUUCUCUUAAUUCAAUAGAACUUUCAAUAAAAUACCAUUAAGUAUAAAUAUGAAAUUUAUAGAUUCUAGAGAACCCAUUCUAUCUAUCGUGUUCAAUCAGUUCAUUUGCAAAUCUAAUUGGAGGGUUUGCCACUUCUUUUGGAAAUAUAGAAUGCGAAGAAGCUAAUCCAAUUUGUUCACAAUAAAAGAUGAUGUUUACUCCAACUCCUUCUAGAUUUGGAUUCCCCAGACCCUUUUUAUGGGAUGACGGAUUCCAUAAUAUGAUUGUAUGUAGAUGGAAAUCUCAAUUGUGUAUCUAAUCUUUGUUAGAUUGGUUUGAUACAAUGUCAGGCAAUGGAUGGAUACCUAGAGAAUAAGCGAGAGUAAUAUCUUACAUCUUAACUUCAAGAGUCCUGAAUAGAAAACAGCAGUGCCUUAAGCAUUCCUAGCCUAAAAAUAAAGCGAAACUAAUCCGCCUACUUUUAUCUUUAACUUCCUCUAUCUUGAUUGUAAAUACCAUUGAUUAUAAAUUAGCCUUGAAAAACGGGGAAAUACAGCAAUAGGUUAGAAAAUUAUACACAAAAGCAAUAGAUUGGUAUCAUUUUUGGAUUAAGUCUCAAGGAGUAAAUGAAGGUGACAAUUUCUUAUUAUUCAAAUGGUGGGGAAUGAAUGAUAAUAUUAAUUUUGGAUCAGGAAUGGAUGACUGGCCAAGAUCGCAUAAUGGAUUGAAAAGCAAAUUCAAUAUUGAUGCUAGUAUGUGGGGCUGGUUUUUUGCUGAUUCAAUGCAAAAAUUAGCUACUAUAUAUGAUCCACAAAAAAGCAAUCAAUUUCAUUAAACUGCUGAAAUGAUCAAGAAGUCUAUUAAUAAAUAUCAUUUUGAUCCAGAUGAUAAAAUAUUUAAAGAUGUUUUAAUUGAUGGAUCAUUUUCUCCUCAUCUUGGAUAUCCUAAUCUAUUUCCAAUUGCUUUUGGAUUUGUUGAUCCUACAAAAACAGACAUCUUGGAUGCCUAUGUGAAUAUGAUUAAAAAAGAGUUGUGGACUAAUCAUGGUCUUCGAUCUUUGAGCAUUAAUGAUAAUCAUUUCGGAAAAGUUAUUGAUGCUAUUAACUAUUAUAGGGAGACAACUAUUGGACUGGACCAGUUUGGAUUCCAAUUAAUUAUUUAGUUCUCAGAGGAAUCUAAAAGUAUUAUUCGACACAUAAAGGAUUAAUGGAUCUCUAUAAGGAACUUAGAGAGAAUUUAAUGAAUACUGUUUGCAUUAAUUGGAGAGAUAGAGGGUAACACUAUCACACAUAUUCUAGAUACUUCUUUGAACAUUAUAACCAAAGAUAAGAUGGACUUGGAAGAGGAUACCAUCCCUUUAAUGGAUGGACUAGCACAAUUACAUUAAUUAUACACGAAAUAUAUGAUUGAG